This is a messenger RNA of Chroicocephalus ridibundus (black-headed gull), 1092 nucleotides long. Its product is annotated as alpha-2,8-sialyltransferase 8F-like. The coding region runs from base 1 to 1092 and encodes 363 amino acids. The record is from RefSeq and is a predicted model, not a curated record. Gene Ontology annotation, biological process: N-glycan processing; oligosaccharide metabolic process. Lineage: Eukaryota; Metazoa; Chordata; Aves; Charadriiformes; Laridae. Gene Ontology annotation, molecular function: alpha-N-acetylneuraminate alpha-2,8-sialyltransferase activity. The transcript has 7 exons.
AUGCCAAACAGCAUCAGCAGGGAGGAGUAUGUGAAGCCAGGACUACUGAAGACGUACAAGCUAUGGGUCAUGUUGCUGGCUAUAGCUGUAAUCUCACUCGCUUCCAUGUACUUUCUGGCGUUGAAUGACAGACCUGACAUCAAGGUUCCAGAAGCAGAAGUGUGUCAAGAACUGUUGAGCAACAUAACGCAACCUCAGAUGGUGAAUGAAGACUGGAGCCUGACACAUGUGAAGUUAAUGCAAAGCUGCCGCUGGAAGUUCAGUGCUACUGCCUUGGCCCAGUACAGGGAAAAGCUCGGGAGCUGCUGCAAUGCCUCAGCCUGGCUGGUUGCAACACGAGACAACACGCCGUUGGGAUCUGAGCUUGUCUAUGAUGGGCAGCUUUCAAAGAGAUUGACAGUCCAGAGAAACUUGCUGGAGAUGCUACCAGAGAAAUCCCCCUUUCCGGACCCUCUCUACAAAACCUGUGCUGUAGUGGGAAAUGGAGGAAUCCUCAGGAACAGCAGCUGUGGCUCUGAAAUUGAUAGGCACCAGUUUGUAAUCAGAUUUAACCUGCCUUCUGUGGACUUCCCUGAGGAUGUGGGCAGAAAGUCAAGCAUCGUCACUGUGAAUCCUAGUAUCCUUCAUCAUAGAUUUAAUGGUCUGAAUCGUCAGCGCCUGCCAUUUGUAAAGGCAGCAGCUUCCUAUGGAAAGACUUGGUUCCUCCUCCCGGCUUUCUCCUACUCCAGCAAUACUGAGCCUUCUUACCGAGCAUUCUAUGCCUUGCAGGGCUCUGCCUCCCAGUCACAUGUCAUCUUCUUCCACCCUCGGUACCUGAGUGCUCUAAGCAAGUACUGGCAUGAUCAUGGUUUUCAUGUUCGUCGCCUCUCCUCAGGUUUCAUGCUAGUGAAUGCUGCUCUGGAGUUGUGCGAACGUAUUACACUCUACGGCUUCUGGCCCUUCUCCAUGCAUCCUGAUGGCCAUUCCCUGCCCCAUCAUUACUAUGACAAUGUGCUUCCCAACAGCAGGGCACACAUUAUGCCCAAAGAGUUCUCUUACUACGUGGAUAUGCACUUCCGCGGCGUGCUGCAGCUGCAUCUGGGGCAGUGCUAA